Acanthoscelides obtectus is the source of this 909-nucleotide messenger RNA. NCBI's taxonomy places the organism in Eukaryota, Metazoa, Arthropoda, Insecta, Coleoptera, Chrysomelidae. The record is from the annotation of a GenBank genome assembly.
UUAAGUCGCGUACACAUCUGGCGAACGCAUGUGGCCGAAGCCUUUCGACCGAACGCCGUCGGUAAAUGUGUACGACCUAUCAAACGCAUGUGUUUGCCUUCGCGAGAGUUCGGUCACUGGGCGGUACAUCAAAAGAAAAUUGAAGAAUGAAUUCGAUUGGCUGUGUUUAGCGAUAAUGGAGUGGACUAAUUCCUCUUGUUUAACACUUAUUGGUUUAUAUCGAGAACGGGAAGUUUUAUGGACUAAAGCAUAUUGUACAUAACUAUUGAACUCACCUUAACGUAUUCUUGAAGCGUCUCAAUUAUAGCAGAGCAAACUUCUGGUAUUAUCCUUGACAUGAGUUGUUUUGAAAUUUUAAAAGUAUACAUUAAACUUGUAUAUGAGUCACCAGUAGCUAAAUAUCGUAGGGUUAACAUUAACCUUUCUGUUGACGGUAUUGCUUCUCUAAACUUUGUAUCUUGUUUCGCGAUUUUUGGACCGAUUUCAUUUAAUAACCAUUCAAAAUCAGUAGACUUCAUUCUACAAAAAUUUACAAAAAGUCCGUAUUCCAUUUCAGCUUUUAGAUCACUAAUUAAGUCUAUCCCUCUAUACCGACUUCUGCUUUUGAACAAUGAUGUUGUCCACCAGCGCCGUUUUCGUCGUUUCUUGGGGGGCUCUUUCAAUGCUUCGGUCUCCGCCUCACUAAUAAUAAUAUACAACGCACUUGCAAUAAUUAUAUUCUCAUCAUCGGACGCCAUUUUUUACCAUUUACAAAAAUACCCGCGAACCUCGACGAAUGACUGCAAACGAAUUCGUUCACCGUAAUGUGGACGGCAGAGCAAAUUUUCCAUCGAACGUCGAAAUCAUCGAAUGAACUCGAUCGAAGAGCUUCAGCCACAUGCGUUCGCCAGAUGUGUACGCGCCUUAAAG